AACCACCGGCAGACCCACACCACCGGCCUCUUCCGCUGCGCCGCCUGUCACAAGGCCUUCUACAACCUGAUGGCCCUGAAGAACCACCGGCGCACCCACGCCGAGCGCCGCCGGCACCGCUGCGGGCUCUGCCCCAAGGCUUUCCGCCUGCGCCGGCAGCUCCUGGGCCACCAGCGCCUGCACCCCCCUGCCACCGGUGACCUACAGGCGGACAAGGGGCCGCCAGCGCAGCCGGACGCCGUGGAGACGGUGUCGGAGGACUCACCGGCGCUGCCAACGGCGUUAUGGGCGGCAGAGGUGUCUAUGGGACACCUGGAUGGGAUGGAGACGGUGUUGGAGGACUCUCUGGCACCACCGGCCACGUUACAGGCGGUGGAGGGACCUCCAGGACACCUGAACACAAUGGAGACGGUGUUGGAGGACUCCUCGGUGCCACCACCAACAGUACAGGUGGAGGAGAAGUCGGUGGGACGCCUAGAUGCGAUGGAGACGGUGUUGGAGGACUCUUUGGCACCACCAACAACGUUACGGGCGGCAGAGGUGUCUGUACAACACCUAGACGGGAUGGAGACGGUGUUGGAGGACUCCUCGGCACCACCAACCACGUUACAGGCGGCAGAGGCGUCUAUGGGACACCUGGACGCGAUGGAGAUGGCGUUGGUGUCCCCCUCGACACCUCAGACCGCGUUGUCGGCGCUACAGGCGCCUCCGGGACACCUGAACGCACCGCUGACGGUGUUGGAGUCCUCCCCGUCACCCCAGACGGCGUUAUCGGCGCCGGGGGCGUCCCCGGUACACCCCAACCCGCGGGAAACAGGGUGUGAGUCUUCCUCAGCGUCCGACCCUGCGGGACACCUGGACGCGGCGGUGACGGUGUUGGAGUCCUCCCCGGCGCCCGCUGCGCCGUCCCGCGGCCCCCCGAGCGCCCAUGAUGAGGACCCGCCCCAGGAGGACCCACCUCCGUGGGGACCCAGAUGA
Messenger RNA from Aptenodytes forsteri (emperor penguin), 978 nucleotides. RefSeq names its product mucin-13. The record is from RefSeq and is a predicted model, not a curated record. NCBI's taxonomy places the organism in Eukaryota, Metazoa, Chordata, Aves, Sphenisciformes, Spheniscidae. The transcript is spliced from 3 exons. The coding region runs from base 70 to 978 and encodes 302 amino acids.